AUGAAGUCUUACACUCCGUAUUUCAUGCUCCUGUGGAGUGCUGUUGGGAUAGCCAAGGCUGCCAAAAUCAUCAUCGUGCCGCCAAUUAUGUUCGAAAGCCAUAUGUACAUUUUCAAGACGCUAGCCUCGGCCUUGCACGAGAGAGGCCACCAUACAGUGUUCCUCCUCUCUGAAGGCAGAGACAUCGCGCCAUCUAAUCACUAUAGCCUCCAGCGCUACCCAGGGAUCUUCAACAGUACCACCUCGGAUGCUUUCCUGCAGUCCAAAAUGCGGAAUAUUUUCUCUGGGAGAUUGACAGCAAUCGAACUGUUAGACAUACUGGAUCACUAUACCAAGAACUGUGACAUGAUGGUUGGCAACCACGCCCUGAUUCAGGGUCUGAAAAGGGAGAAGUUUGACCUGCUGCUGGUGGACCCUAAUGACAUGUGUGGAUUUGUGAUAGCUCAUCUCUUGGGGGUUAAAUAUGCUGUAUUUUCAACCGGCCUUUGGUAUCCCGCUGAAGUGGGCGCUCCUGCACCCUUGGCUUACGUCCCAGAGUUUAACUCACUCCUCACAGACCACAUGAACCUCCUGCAGAGGAUGAAGAACACCGGCGUUUACCUCAUUUCCAGAAUAGGGAUCAGCUUUCUGGUUCUUCCCAAAUAUGAAAGGAUCAUGCAGAAGUACAACCUGCUGCCGGAGAAGUCCAUGUAUGACUUGGUCCACGGGUCCAGCUUGUGGAUGCUGUGUACAGACGUAGCCCUGGAGUUCCCGAGACCCACCCUGCCUAAUGUUGUUUAUGUAGGAGGAAUCCUAACCAAACCGGCCAGCCCACUGCCAGAAGACCUCCAAAGGUGGGUCAGUGGUGCUCACGAGCAUGGCUUUGUCCUGGUGUCUUUUGGAGCUGGCGUCAAGUAUCUGUCAGAAGACAUUGCUACCAAACUGGCCGGCGCUCUGGGGAGAUUGCCCCAGAAAGUGAUUUGGAGAUUUUCUGGAACCAAACCAAAGAAUCUGGGGAACAACACCAGGCUCAUAGAAUGGUUACCGCAAAAUGACCUGCUUGGGCAUUCCAAUAUUAAAGCCUUCCUGAGCCAUGGUGGUUUGAAUAGUAUUUUUGAAACUAUGUAUCAUGGUGUGCCUGUGGUGGGAAUCCCACUCUUUGGAGACCAUUAUGAUACUAUGACCCGGGUACAGGCAAAAGGCAUGGGGAUACUGCUGGAAUGGAAGACAGUGACUGAAGGAGAGCUGUAUGAAGCACUAGUGAAAGUUAUCAAUAACCCCAGCUACCGUCAGAGGGCUCAGAAGCUUUCAGAAAUCCACAAGGAUCAACCUGGUCACCCCGUCAACCGGACUGUCUAUUGGAUCGAUUACGUCCUCCGUCACGAUGGAGCUCAUCACCUACGUGCCGCCGUCCAUCAGAUCUCUUUCUAUCAGUAUUUUUUACUGGAUAUUGUCUUCGUGCUUUUGCUUGGUGCUGCCUUGGUUUACUUCCUCUUGUCAUGGGUGACAAAAUUUAUCUGCAGAAGAAUCAAAAGUCUGUGGUCAAGCAAUAAGCAUAGCACAGUGAAUGGACAUUACCAUAAUGGAAUCCUCAAUGGCAAGUAUAAAAGAAAUGGCCACAUUAAACACGAAAAGAAGGUGAAAUGA
Molecule: messenger RNA, 1626 nt
Organism: Budorcas taxicolor (takin)
Lineage: Eukaryota; Metazoa; Chordata; Mammalia; Artiodactyla; Bovidae
Gene: UGT8
Product: UDP glycosyltransferase 8
Exons: 5
Coding region: 1-1626 (541 amino acids)
Molecular function (GO): UDP-glycosyltransferase activity
Source: RefSeq, a predicted model, not a curated record